CCAAAACUGAACAUAUGAUAGAUCUAGUAUUAAUAGAAAAUAACUCUAAGCUAAUGGUCUGUGACAUUCACAAUAGCCGAUCUAUGGAAGCUAACUCGGAUCACUACAUGGUCACAGCCAUACUCAAACUAAAAUACUUAAAUAAUAAACUGACCCCAAACAAUAAUAAGAUACCAAAACGAAGACAACGCAAGGCGAUACAUGCCUUGACGUCGGACUAUCCGAACAUACUAGACAAGCUACUUCAAAAUAAUUGUAAUCUAAACCAGGUAGAACAAUCCAUCAUACAAGCGGCUAAUAAAGCCGCAAUCCCUCAUAAGUCGGCCACAAAAAGAUGGCAACAUACAAUAAGCGAUCUCUUAAAAAAUGAAAUAAAAUAUAGAAAACAACUAAGAUUAGCUUGGCUUAAUAACCCCACUACCUUAAAUAAAAAUCUCUACACACAAGCGAGUAAGAUAGUAAAUAAAAAGAUUAAGUUAGCAAAAGACCAAUAUAUCAAAAAUAGAAUAGAUGAGAUGAACUCUCUCUUCAAGAAACAUGACUUACACUUAGCAUAUAAAAUGCUGGAUGAUAUAUUGGCUACAAUUCGAAACCAAUCUUAUAGACCCAAAAGAACAAAUCAAGUAAAAGAUAGUGAUCUUCAAUAUCACUAUCAGAACCUAUUUAGUGCUAAAUUAAAACUAAAUCCUACUUAUCUAUCUACAGGGGGUACCCAGGAUCCCGAACUAACGCUAGAUGAAAUAAAACAAGGCUUAAAAAACAUGAAAAACCAAACUACUCCCAGUAAUAACGGCAUCACUACUGAAAUGAUUAAGCAUGGGAGUAGUAAAUUGACUAACAUAUUACUAAAUAUAAUGAAUAAAAUAUGGAGAAAUCCGUGCACUAUGCCAGACCACUGGCUAGAUGCAGAUGUAAUAAGUAUAUACAAAAAUAAGGGAUUAAGAUCUGACCCCAAUAACUACAGAAGUAUAUUCUUACUGGACACAAUAGGAAAACUAUUUGCAGGCAUAGUAUGCAAUAGACUAGUACAACAAACAGAUAACUAUCUACCAGCAACACAGUUUGGGUUUAGAAAAAAUCUAGCAACUACACAUGCAAUAACUACUCUAAGACACGUAAUCCAAACUGCCAUAGACACGAAACAUACCAUUGUCUUAACUUUUGUAGACCUAACUAAAGCUUUCGACACCAUACCUAAACAAUUAAUACUAGACACGCUGAAUAGACUAAGUUCGUCCUAUAACAUAAACGCCUGCUUCGCUAAACGACUAGAUAAGCCUAAGGGCUAUCUGAAAAACACUCAAUGGAACUUUACAAUGCAUAAGGGGGGGUCAGGCAGGGUAGUAAAGAAGGUGCGGCCAUCUUCAACUUAGUCUUUCAAAAUAUACUACAACAUACAAUAGAUAAAAACACAAAAAGGGAUUACACUAAAGGAUCAGCAUAAUAGGACUUGGACAGUCAAACACUUAGAAUAUGCUGAUGACAUAUACCUCAUCACAAAUACCACGGAAGAGGCUACUAAAGCCUUAGACCACUUACAAAAAUACUUAACUAAUAUUGGUAUGGAGAUAUCAAUCUCCAAAACCAAACUCAUGAUUAUUAAUAAAAAAGACAACCUAACAGCUGUCAGGAUAGACAAUAAGGAGAUAGAGGAAGUAGAAACCUUCCACUAUCUUGGCUCCACUAUAAAUAACAAGGAAACCCCUGACAGCGCUCUAACCCAUAACAUAGAAAAGGCAAAAUCUGCAAUAAUCAAAAUUAAACCAAUACUUAGAUGUAAGGAACUUAGCCUUAGUACUAAAAUCAAACUGGUGGAUUCUUCAAUAAUCCCCAUUCUCACAUAUGGACUAGAAUCCAUAGUACUAAGGAAACAAGAUUGGACACGACUAGAAACAGUCUUAAACACAAUACGACGAAUCAUCUUAGGCAUAAAUGAUAAGAAACAACUUACGGUAGAACAACUUAAACAAAAAAUAAACUUACCCAAUAUAGCCAAUAAAAUAAUGCAAAAUAGACUAAACUUAUAGUGCACCGCUCAUAAAAGACCAAAUAACCUAAUGGUGAGGUCUUUAAAUAGCGGAUUCGAUAAUCCAUCCAAAAAUAGGAAGGCACAUACAAAAAACUGGUUAAGACAACUUAACCAAGACGUCGAAGAAAUGGGUGAACGACUACCGGAAAAUUGGAUAGACCAGCCCACUAAGGUUAAAAUUAACGCUUAUCAAGAGUACUUCCCCAAAAUAAUAGGUAAACGUCACUUAAACUAUAAAUGUCAAAAUAUAAACUGCAAUAGAAUGUUUGCAACGAUUAAAGAAAUGAAUAGACAUUAUAGAAAUGAUCACCAAAAUAAACCUGAUACUGACUCAACUUAUAAAUGUCCCCUUACUGACUGUAAUAAAAUGUACAAGACUUUGGGCUGGCUUAAUAAGCACAUUCAAUCGUGUCAUCCACAACAUAAGUCUCCAAUAAAAGAAUCUAACAUACAAAUAACUAAAAAUAAACCCACAAACAGUGUAAAUAAAUGUCCUUACCCUGGCUGCACUAAAAGCCUACCAACUAAGAAAGGCAUAAUCAAUCACUGCUGUGUAGUACAUAGAUGGUCAGCAAUCACCGGACAGGAAGUAAAACCAAAAACAAAAAAACCGGCAAAAACAACUAUUGAGUCCCGGUAGUUGUGUCGUGCUUCGAUGUAGCCUCUUCUCCAGAAAAGCCUACUAGGCUUCACCAACUUGUUUGGCUGGAACGGGCACCACAGGGACCGGCAUAAAUAUCGGGGCUCAAUUGUUGUUUUUUGCUAAGUGUUUUUUUCUUUAGCUUAACUUCGUCUAGGUCUCUUGUUAGUGUUUGGGGUCUGUUUGUUAUUUAAGUAUCUUAGCUUAAGUAUGGCUGUGACCAUGUAGUGAUCCGAGUUAGCUUCCAUAGAUCGGCUAUUGUGAAUGUCACAGACCAUUAGCUUAGAGUUAUUUUCUAUUAAUACUAGAUCUAUCAUAUGUUCAGUUUUGGUCUUGGGGUGUACUCAGGUGGAUGUCCUAUGCGUAGGUUUAGUAAUGAAAGUAUUCAUUACUCGUAGACUUGAUGUUGCGCAUAAGUUUAUUAAUCUCAUGCCAUUUGUUGAAGUCUCUGAUUCAAGCUUAAUAGCUUUCCCUACAAUACUGGGGUAGUAAGUGUGAA
This is a messenger RNA of Schistosoma spindalis, 3168 nucleotides long. NCBI's taxonomy places the organism in Eukaryota, Metazoa, Platyhelminthes, Trematoda, Strigeidida, Schistosomatidae. The record is from the annotation of a GenBank genome assembly.